Beta vulgaris subsp. vulgaris (sugar beet) is the source of this 672-nucleotide messenger RNA. RefSeq lists its product as uncharacterized. The record is from RefSeq and is a predicted model, not a curated record. NCBI's taxonomy places the organism in Eukaryota, Viridiplantae, Streptophyta, Magnoliopsida, Caryophyllales, Amaranthaceae. The coding region runs from base 1 to 672 and encodes 223 amino acids. The transcript has 2 exons.
AUGAAGAAGUUUGCAAAGAAGAAAAAGAAAUUGGUUAAUGCGAUGCAAGUACAGGUUGUGGAUCCGCAAUUGUUGGAUGACAUUAACAAAUCAUGUGGUCAUAAGGAUAUUGAAAAUAGAGAAGUCUGCAUACAAGUUCAAGACACACAGAAUCAAGGAGAAGAACAUUUCUCUGGUCAUAAUAAGACCAUUAUCCAGUACCAGAGAACACCACGGAAAACUACAAACUUGCCAGUUAUGGAGAAACUGCAAUGUGAAGCUUCACAUUUGAGUGAGGGAAAUGGAGGGGUUAAAAAGAUGGAUGCACCUAAUGGACGUCGUGAGCAAGAUGCUAGAAAGAAAAGGAAAAGAAAACAAUUGGUUACCAGGGAGCCGCUUCAGAAAGGGGGAAUGAGCUCGAAGAAUGCUAACACAUUAGGAAAAAAUAAAGUUGAAAUCACUCUUAAUCCUAGGCAUACUGUUCAACAGUUUAUGCAACUAAUUAAAGGUUUGGAGGGACAAGAUGAUAAGCUAAGAGCGAUAAGGGAUAUGGGAUUCGGAGGCCUCAUGCAUCUUAACUUUCCAAGGAAUGACACAAUAUUCGCGGCAAAACUUAUGAGGGAUUUUGACCCCUAUGGGAUGUGCAUACUUUUAGAUAGGAACAGAGACAUUAAGGUAUUUUAUUUUUAUUAG